AUGAAGCCGCCCCUGGACCCGGUACGCCUUGUGCUGCCCGUGCCUGUUGCCGCCCGUGCCUGUGCUGCCCGUGCCUGUGCUGCCCGUGCCUGUUGCUGCCCGUGCCUGUGCUGCCCGUGCCUGUUGCUGCCCGUGCCUGUGCUGCCCGUGCCUGUGCUGCCCGUGCCUGUGCUGCCUGUGCCUGUUGCUGCCCGUGCCUGUGCUGCCCGUGCCUGUGCUGCCCGUGCCUGUUGCUGCCCGUGCCUGUGCUGCCCGUGCCUGUUGCUGCCCGUGCCUGUGCUGCCCGUGCCUGUGCUGCCCGUGCCUGUGCUGCCUGUGCCUGUUGCUGCCCGUGCCUGUGCUGCCCGUGCCUGUGCUGCCCGUGCCUGUUGCUGCCCGUGCCUGUGCUGCCCGUGCCUGUGCUGCCCGUGCCUGUGCUGCCCGUGCCUGUUGCUGCCCGUGCCUGUGCUGCCCGUGCCUGUGCUGCCCGUGCCUGUGCUGCCCGUGCCUGUUGCUGCCCGUGCCUGUGCUGCCCGUGCCUGUGCUGCCCGUGCCUGUACUGCCCGUGCCUGUGCUGCCCGUGCCUGUGCUGCCCGUGCCUGUGCUGCCCGUGCCUGUGCUGCCUGUGCCUGUUGCUGCCCGUGCCUAUGCUGCCCGUGCCUGUGCUGCCCGUGCCUGUUGCUGCCCGUGCCUGUGCUGCCCGUGCCUGUGCUGCCCGUGCCUGUGCUGCCCGUGCCUGUGCUGCCCGUGCCUGUUGCUGCCCGUGCCUGUGCUGCCCAUGCCUGUGCUGCCCGUGCCUGUGCUGCCCGUGCCUGUGCUGCCCGUGCCUGUUGCUGCCCGUGCCUGUGCUGCCCGUGCCUGUGCUGCCCGUGCCUGUGCUGCCCGUGCCUGUUGCUGCCCGUGCCUGUGCUGCCCGUGCCUGUGCUGCCCGUGCCUGUGCUGCCCGUGCCUGUGCUGCCUUUGCCUGUUGCUGCCCGUGCCUGUGCUGCCCGUGCCUGUGCUGCCCGUGCCUGUUGCUGCCCGUGCAUGUGCCGCCCGUGCCUGUUGCUGCCCGUGCCUGUGCUGCCCGUGCCUGUGCUGCCCGUGCCUGUGCUGCCCGUGCCUGUGCUGCCCGUGCCUGUUGCUGCCCGUGCCUGUGCUGCCCGUGCCUGUGCUGCCCGUGCCUGUGCUGCCCGUGCCUGUGCUGCCCGUGCCUGUGCUGCCCGUGCCUGUUGCUGCCCGUGCCUGUGCUGCCCGUGCCUGUGCUGCCCGUGCCUGUGCUGCCCGUGCCUGUUGCUGCCCGUGCCUGUGCUGCCCGUGCCUGUGCUGCCCGUGCCUGUGCUGCCCGUGCCUGUGCUGCCUGUGCCUGUUGCUGCCCGUGCCUGUGCUGCUCGUGCCUGUGCUGCCCGUGCCUGUGCUGCCCGUGCCUGUUGCUGCCCGUGCCUCGUGCUCGCGCCCCCGUGCGCUCUGCUACUCUGUCGCUGA
Molecule: messenger RNA, 1443 nt
Organism: Closterium sp. NIES-65
Lineage: Eukaryota; Viridiplantae; Streptophyta; Zygnematophyceae; Desmidiales; Closteriaceae
Source: the annotation of a GenBank genome assembly